This is a messenger RNA of Paramecium octaurelia, 517 nucleotides long. Lineage: Eukaryota; Ciliophora; Oligohymenophorea; Peniculida; Parameciidae. The record is from the annotation of a GenBank genome assembly.
AAUAUUGAUGCAAAUAAAAUAAUAAUAAUUUAUAAUGAAAGGUAAAGUGGAGAUAUCAUCUUCUCAAGAACUCAAACAUCUCAUUGAGGAAUCACAAAUCUAAUUAACUUAAGUUGGUAUAAGUUUUAAAGUAAAAGUUAAGGAGUGGCAAUAAAUGGCCAUUUUAUAAAGUAUGAGAAUGUAAUGAUGAUUGGAACAAGUGGAGGAUCAGCAUUGUUGUGUUUGAAGGCUGAAGGACAGGAGGAUGAAGAUGAUGGACAGAUUGGAUCCACAGUCAUUUAAUAAUUGAAUGCUCAACAAGCAGGAAUAAAUAUUCAAGGCAGUUUGACAGUUCAAAUUUGGUGUGAGUCAAGGGAUGAUUUUGUCAAAGAGUUCAAGAGACUGUAACAAGAAUGCAUAAAAGAAAAGCCAUUAGAAUAGAUAUUGAGUAGUGAUGAGGAAGAAGAAGACGAAGAAGAAAUGGAGUAAUAAAUGGAGAUAGAAUGAUAUAUAUAGAUAUAUUCUUAUUCUUAUUUUG